AUGACAACCGAAAGCACCCCUCUACAUAGCAAUGGCGAGAGUGAAGAUGCCGCCUACUCGCUUCUCUAUCUCGACACGAUAGACGAGAUUCAAGAAAAUUGGAAAUGGAUUUUGACAGUCGGAAUUCUCAACCUCUUCACUGGAUUGGCUUGUCUGAUCUGUCCUUGGCUGGCCACUCAAGUGUCUGAACUUAUGCUUGUUGGUGUCAUUUUUUUCAGUGGUGUUUUGAAUGCGACAGCCGUCUGCUUUAGAAACAGUGAAAGCCUUUCAACUGUCUACCGAAAUCACAUCUUUUUGUUGGGGAUCGGACAGAUUGUACUGGCUGUUAUCAUGUUCAACCACCCAAACACUACGUUAACCAUUCUCACUUUAAUGGUGGCCAUUAUUUUCAUGGGUAUCGGAAGCUUGCAAAUGGCGGCGACACGUGAGCAACAUAAUCUAGCGGCUCGUGGACUUCUGUUUCUGUCGGGCGGCCUGACUAUUCUAUUGAGUGUUGGUAUACUGAUUUUCAUGCCAAUCUCUCGAUGGAUUACGAUCGGCGUCUUGAUUGGUACCAACUUGAUCAACCUUGGUAGUACUCGAAUUAUUUUGGCAUUCUAUGGUCGCAGCUUAUCCAAAGACGAUCGUGCUACAAACGAACAAUGGAGAUACUACAUGGAAGCAAACUUGUCGUAG
Molecule: messenger RNA, 675 nt
Organism: Phaeodactylum tricornutum CCAP 1055/1
Lineage: Eukaryota; Bacillariophyta; Bacillariophyceae; Surirellales; Neidiaceae
Exons: 1
Coding region: 1-675 (224 amino acids)
Cellular component (GO): plasma membrane
Source: RefSeq, a predicted model, not a curated record